AUGAAGACGGUCGUGUCCGUGGCGUGUCCGCCGGAUGGUCGUCAUCGAACGUCGAUACUGAUUUGCGUCAUCUUUAUCAUCGCGUUCCCGAUCCUGGCCUCGAGCCACGAGCAGAAAAAUGGGCACGGGAGCACGUACGCGAGCAAAUCGGAGGACAAGAUGGAAUUCUCGAAGAACUCGAAGGAGUCGAAAAUUUCCUUGGCCGACGACGAGAACGACGAUUCGGGGACGAGCGCGAAAGGGGAUCUCAAGUUUAACGUAAGAAAUCAACGGGACGAAGCGCGGAAGAAAGAGGCGCCGUCGCUCGAAUCUUUGAAGGAGACGAUAUUAGAAUUGAAGAAAAAUCUGAAGGAGGCGGACAAGAAGCAACACGACAAUAUAAAAAAUGAGGAUACCGAGGAGAACGAGAGCGACAACAAGCUGGAGCACAAAGAUCGUACGACUCGCGCGAAGAACAAGCAUCGAAAAACCGAGAACGACGAUGACAGUGAGAGCGAAAACCAAAUUCAUUUCGAGAUAGGUCUAGUCUACGCUACGCUCUUAAACUCUUAA
Apis florea (little honeybee) is the source of this 552-nucleotide messenger RNA. RefSeq lists its product as uncharacterized. NCBI's taxonomy places the organism in Eukaryota, Metazoa, Arthropoda, Insecta, Hymenoptera, Apidae. The record is from RefSeq and is a predicted model, not a curated record.